Molecule: messenger RNA, 863 nt
Organism: Amphibalanus amphitrite
Lineage: Eukaryota; Metazoa; Arthropoda; Thecostraca; Balanomorpha; Balanidae
Product: trafficking protein particle complex subunit 2-like
Exons: 5
Coding region: 45-467 (140 amino acids)
Biological process (GO): endoplasmic reticulum to Golgi vesicle-mediated transport
Cellular component (GO): TRAPP complex; nucleus; cytoplasm
Source: RefSeq, a predicted model, not a curated record
AAGGUUUUGGUGCAGAGAUGAUUUUUCUGCACUCUUAAUACAGGAUGGCUGGAAACUAUUAUUUUGCCAUAGUGGGUGACAAAGAUAACCCAAUUUUUGAAAUGGAAAUAUCUCCACCAAGCAAAGAAGCCAAGAAAGAAGAUCACAGACAUCUGAGCCAGUUUAUUGCCCAUGCGGCUCUAGAUUUGGUGGACGAACAGAUGUGGAGCACCUCAGCGAUGUACCUCAAGGUGGUGGACAAGUUCAACGAAUGGUUUGUCUCGGCUUUUGUUACGGCGUCUCGAAUGCGCUUCGUUCUGCUCCAUGACGUUAAGAACGAGGAUGGGAUCAAAAACUUCUUCAUGGAAUUGUAUGAAACCUACAUCAAGCACUCGAUGAAUCCAUUCUACGAGAAUAAUUCCCCGAUCAAGAGUUCUGCAUUCGACAAAAAGGCGCAAAUGUACGGUCGAAAGUACUUAACCAGCUGAUGAGGCUAUUCGAUCACGUACAGUACCAAAGGUCUGGACUGGAAGGUGUGACAGGUGUCAGCGAUGGUCGUUAUCUCGUGUCCCGCGCAGACCGGACAGCUGGAACACGGCCUGUGGCGACCGGCCGCACCGGCCUCCGACAGCAGCGCGCGCCAGCAGGGCCCCUGCAGCCAGUGCAGCCGCCGGAGCGGGCUGGGACCGCGGCGGCCGCACCGGCCUCCGACAGCAGCGCGCGCCAGCAGGGCCCCUGCAGCCAGUGCAGCCGCCGGAGCGGGCCGGGACCGCGGCGGCCGGGGCGACCUCCCACACAGUGACUGGGACCGCUGGGACUGCUGGCGGCCUGGGACCGGGACUGGGACCGCUGGGACUGCCGGCGGCCUGGGACCGGGACUGGGA